This is a messenger RNA of Ambispora gerdemannii, 351 nucleotides long. The record is from the annotation of a GenBank genome assembly. Lineage: Eukaryota; Fungi; Glomeromycota; Glomeromycetes; Archaeosporales; Ambisporaceae.
AUGAAACUAAGUGAAAACGUUUGUAAAAAGCUAAGCGAACCAGCAUACUGGAGUUCGAUUUCGAAACCAUCGUUGAUUACAUAUUUAAUUUAUCUCUCACAAACGAAAGAUUUGCUUCAUAAGGACAAAAUUCAAUCUCAAUACGUCUCGGAACUCACUAUAAUUAAACGAAGUUGUAAAGAAAUGGACGAACGACACAAAGCAAUCGUAGAAGCUUUGGGAGAGUUUGCGCUACGGCCUGCGGGAUCUCAACAUGCGAAAGCUACGGCUCCGUUAAGUAAUGCAAUGUUACUCUACUGGCUAGUAUGCUGGCUACGGCCAUGUGUACGAAAGGCUACGGCUCCGCUAUAG